UUGUUCCCUUUUUUUCAUUUAUCUCAUUGAAGAAAAUAGUCAAACCAGUUCUCAGUCACUUGAGUACUUUUUAUGUACAUCUUGAAAACUUUCAGGUUCCUCUCUCAAUUUAACCAGAAAUGAACUUUUCCCAAGUCAUAUUAUCAUUUAGAAUCGCCUUUCGAGGUUUGGUCAUUCGAUCAACACAUGAUUAUGAUGAUAUUUUGUUUCCAAAAACUUGAAGGAAAACUGAAUUGAGACUCAUUCUGAUUUGGCAUCGGUUCGUUGGUCCAGUAAGUUCAUUUUGUUUGCUCUCAAUCAAAACAUUUAAUUAUAAAUUAAUCAUCUUUUCAAUCGUUGCCAAAAAUUAACCCAUUUUAUUGAUCAUCCCAUAUGAUUGAUGAACAUUUCUAAUUUUCAAUACACUUUCCGUUUCCUUUUUUCGUUGAUUAUUGUUACCAUGAUCAAGUUAUCGAUUAAUAAUUCAAACUGUUAAACUCAAUGAUUAUUAAAUAAUUGAACAAGAAAAAAAAAAAGAAUUCGGGAAGUUUGAUAAAAUUAUGAUUUAAUUGUUUAUCAUUAAAUCAAUUUAAUGUUAUCAUUAAAUUAAUGAUACAAUUGUUAGAGUAAAUAUUGUGAUAAUAAGAGAUAAAUGAUACAAGAUUAUGAUGCAACCUAAUCGAGAUCAACUCGAUUGAAAAAAAAGAGUAGAAAAAGUUUCGAGAAAAAAGUUUCAUUCAAGUUUCGUGUCAUUAGAUGUUGUGUGUUGGGUCAGGUCAAGUUUAUUAUCAAUUAAUUGUUAUUAAAGGUAAUUUAAAUUGUGAACCAUGUUAGUUUUGAGAAUUAACAAUAAAAAGUAAAUUUGCUUGAUUGUUGUUAAGAUUUUGCAACCUUGAUGUUUAUUUUAGUGGAAAAUUAAAUUUAUCUAAUCAACUAUAAUGAAGUAUCACAAGUUAACAAUUGCUUAAUUAUUACUUAAUCACUAACAAUCAAAAGAAUCGUUUUGUUAUCGUUCAAUUGAUUUAGUAGUUAAUUUUUUUCGUCGUUCAUUUCAUUUCAACGAUUGACAAUUCGACAAAAUCGAUUGUACGUUUUAUGUCAUUUGAUUUCUGGUUACUCAUGUCAACAUUUGAUUCGUUUCAAGUUUUGAAUCAAACUAAUUGUGUGAAGGAAACACUGGAUCAACUUAACAAAUCUAAAUGAUCAAUGGUUACCUUUCCUUGGCUAAACUUAAUUCCUAUCAUUGGAUUCUGGUUGAUUAUUAAAACCAGUUUGACAGAUUGUCAUCCAGAAACCGAUUGGAAUUCAAUUAUAUCUCGUGUUUAUGGAGGAACUCAAGCUAAAAGUGAUGAAUAUCCUUGGAUAGCUCAUCUCAGAUUUUUCAUUGGUAAAAACACCACUCGAUAUGGACUAUGUGGUGGUUCAUUGAUUGAUGAUCGGCACAUUGUUACAGCGGCUCAUUGUAUUCAUGAUGCCUCCAAAAACCUUCGGCCCAUUGACAGUGUUGAAGUUUACGUUGGGGUAAAAGAUUUAACUUCUCUCAAUAAACCUUACAAAGUAUUCAAAUAUUUUUAUCCAAAUGACUACAAUCAAGAUUCACUUUAUAAUGACAUCGCUAUACUGAGGUUAACUAAGAAGGUCACAUUCACAGAUCAAGUGUCACCGAUUUGCUUAGCUGGGUCACUCAAUCGACCUUUUCUCACUUUAACAGUGGCAGGUUAUGGGAGACUCGGACCCAAUCGUAAGCCAGCAACAUCCUUGAUGAAAGUCGAUGUUGAAUUUAUAGACAGAAAAACCUGUAAUCAAAUGUUGCGCGAUUUUAUUAUAAGGAUGAACCCCGAUAUCGAAGCUCGUCAAGAAAAGUUCAAGAUGCCGCAAGUUCAUUCAAGUCAUUUGUGUGCUGUCGAUACACUCACCGGAGGCGAUGCUUGUUCAGGAGAUUCUGGUGGACCUUUGAUGUACCAAAAUCGUAAAGAUGGACGAUACUAUGCUGUGGGAAUUGUUUCUGGUGCCAUGGAUGAAUGUGGUGACCCAAGAACACCAGGUUUCUAUACAACUAUAGCCAAAUUCCGACCUUUUAUUGAAAAAGUUGCACCGAAAUCAACUUUUUGUGAUAUUUAAUUGACCAAAUAAAUAGAGAAUAAUAAAUUAUUUACUUUUCUAAUUGAAAUUGAACUUUCAUCAGAUUAUAUUCACAUCCAUGGAGAUUUCCAGUGUGUCAAAGACUGAAAAUCUUGUCACGAAAUGGUGAAAAUUGUCCGAUUCUUUUGGCGAAAAU
This is a messenger RNA of Panonychus citri (citrus red mite), 2257 nucleotides long. RefSeq names its product clotting factor G beta subunit-like. Gene Ontology annotation, molecular function: serine-type endopeptidase activity. Gene Ontology annotation, biological process: proteolysis. NCBI's taxonomy places the organism in Eukaryota, Metazoa, Arthropoda, Arachnida, Trombidiformes, Tetranychidae. The coding region runs from base 1186 to 2100 and encodes 304 amino acids. The record is from RefSeq and is a predicted model, not a curated record. The transcript is spliced from 5 exons.